CUGCAACGGCCUGUCGCUCGGUGUCAAGGAGAAGGAGUUCCGCACCAGCAAGUUCAAGUCUGGCUUUGACCCUCUGUGGAUGGAUAUGCUCGAGAAGCACGCCGAGAAGCCGUACCACUGUAUGGUCGGCGGCGGUGACCAGAUCUAUAGCGACCUGAUCUCGUUUGAGCCCUCCCUGCAAGGAUGGCUGCACGAGCCGAACAAGAAGACCAAGCGCACGAUGCCAGCCAACUCGACCAUCCCCAUGGUCAACAUGCUCGACGACCACGACCUCAUUGACGGUUUCGGUACCUACGACGACGCGACCAUGAAGGGUCCUAUUUUCUCCCUCAUCGGUAACCGCGGUUACUUUUGGUACCUGGCAUUCCAGCUGUUCACCGUGGACGCUUUUGACGGCGUCGACUACUCGCUUGGCAACCACUGGAUCCCUUCCCUGUUCUUUGGUGGAAUGGGCCCUUACAUCAAGUCUCAUGCCCACUCGCUCAUGGUCUACCUCGGUCCCAACGUCGCCCUCAUGGCCCUCGACUGCCGUGCUGAACGUACCUACCACCAGAUUGUCUCAAAGGAGUCUUACGAAGGUGCAUUCUACGCCAUCUCGCAGCUCCCGCCCACGGUCCAGCAACUUGUGCUCCUCCUCGGUGUCCCUAUUGCGUACCCGCGCAUGUCGUUCCUCGAACACUUCCUUGGCUUCAAGUACAACCCGGCCAUCAUGCUCGCAAGGCACAACGCGUUGGGUCUCGGUAGCCUCGUGAACAAGUUUGACAAGGAACCCGAGCUUCUUGACGACCUCAAUGACCACUGGUGCGCCAACGUCCACAAGAAGGAGCGUAAUGCGCUUGUAAUUCAGCUGCAGGACAUUGCCCUCCGCCAGCGUCUCCGCAUCACCUUCCUCUCGGGUGAUGUCCACCUGUGUGCCGUGGGCCGUCUCUUCACCCACAAGCACAAGGAGGGUGGGCCCGAGACGGACCACCGGUACAUGCUCAACGUCAUCACCUCGGCCAUUGUCAACACCCCUCCCCCCGGACCCGUUGCGUGGCUCGUCGCCAAGCUCGGUGGCCACAAGCACCGCACCCUCCACAGGAAGCAUACCGACGAGGACAUGGUCGACGUCUUCCAAAAGGACACGGAUGGCUCGCAUGUCAAGCGCCCCUACGUCCUCGCCCGCCGCAACUAUGCCUCCAUCGAGUACAAGUCCAGCGGCGCACUCGAGUUUGACAUUCGCGUGGAGAAGGAGAAGGGCGCGGGCACCACAAUCGGGUACCCCGUCAACUCCCCGCCUCCCCAGUGGAAGGCUGCCCCGGCCGGCUCGCUUGUCUGA
Messenger RNA from Apiotrichum porosum, 1318 nucleotides. RefSeq lists its product as uncharacterized. The annotation marks the transcript as partial. Gene Ontology annotation, cellular component: membrane. Lineage: Eukaryota; Fungi; Basidiomycota; Tremellomycetes; Trichosporonales; Trichosporonaceae. The transcript has 4 exons. The record is from RefSeq and is a predicted model, not a curated record.